This is a messenger RNA of Eriocheir sinensis (Chinese mitten crab), 818 nucleotides long. Its product is annotated as DBH-like monooxygenase protein 1. NCBI's taxonomy places the organism in Eukaryota, Metazoa, Arthropoda, Malacostraca, Decapoda, Varunidae. Gene Ontology annotation, molecular function: copper ion binding; dopamine beta-monooxygenase activity. Bases 1 to 600 code for a protein of 199 amino acids. The record is from RefSeq and is a predicted model, not a curated record. Gene Ontology annotation, biological process: norepinephrine biosynthetic process; octopamine biosynthetic process; dopamine catabolic process. Gene Ontology annotation, cellular component: secretory granule membrane. The transcript is spliced from 4 exons.
AUGGCGAUAGACAGUGAGUUUGAGGUUUCCUCAUCUGAAGAAGACGUGGGAGCACUCUCAGACUCUGGUUCGGACAAGGAUUAUGUGCCAGAUGAGGAGGAUAUAGGCUAUAUUGAGCCGCCUUUCCUCACCAGCCAGAUUCCCAGCAGCAGCAGCAACAGCAGCAGUAACACCACCACCCCAACCGUCACCACCUCUCGACAUCUGCUCAAAAAACGUCGUCGCAAGGAAACAGAGGACUAUUGGGCCAACAAGAACGGUCCGCCCAUCCCCGACUUGUCUCAGGACUGGAAGUUGCUUGAGGGGCGGCAGAACGACACACACACCAUGGUCCGUGUCCGGCGCCCAAUCACGCCUAACACCAACGAUGACCUCAACGUGGGGGACGAGCCUACAUGGAUACUAUGGGCGUGGCACCCCCACGACCCUGGCGACGACCUGAAGGUAGCCUACCAUGAGGGCAACCGAGGGGCGCGCCAGUUGUGCCUCCUACGGACCAACUGCUGGCCGCCCUCCGUCGUCUCCGCCACCACCACAGCCACAUCCGCCACCUUCCGCUUCCUGCUGCUCCUUCCUGCGCUUCUGCCACGUUUCUUAUGAGCUCAGCCCCGCCGCUACUGCCAUAUCUAGGAUCCUUUUUUUAUAUAUUUUCAUUGCUUUGGGAUGCACUCAUUGUAUGUACUUUUGAACCUUAGCAUGGAGGACAUGGGUCUGAGUUACGCAAGGAGGAAGGCGUUUGAAACGGGUGUGAUAACUGGAACCCACACAUGCAAGCAGAGAGAGAGAGAGAGAGAGAGAGAGAGAGAGAGAGAGAGAGA